Penicillium cataractarum is the source of this 966-nucleotide messenger RNA. RefSeq names its product CE1 family esterase. The record is from RefSeq and is a predicted model, not a curated record. Bases 1 to 966 code for a protein of 321 amino acids. NCBI's taxonomy places the organism in Eukaryota, Fungi, Ascomycota, Eurotiomycetes, Eurotiales, Aspergillaceae. The transcript has a single exon. Gene Ontology annotation, molecular function: feruloyl esterase activity.
AUGCAUCACCUAUCCCUUCUCUCCCUUGCCGUAUUGGCUGGCGUGAGCACCGCAAGUCCCUCUGGCUGUGGCAAGGAUAUUCCAUCCAAGUUUCCCAGUCCUGGUGAGAGCAAGACUUUGAAACUGCCAGGCUCCGAUCGCGAAUACCAGCUCUUCAUCCCCGCCAACUAUGACCAAACCAAGCCAACAGCGCUCUAUUUCUCUUUCCAUGGCGCAUCCCGGGAUAUGCACGAGGAAGAAUCACUGUCCCAAUUCUCCAAUCCGCUAUUCAACCCGAAUGGUAUCGCAAUCUAUCCCAACAGCAAGAAUGGCUACUGGCUCUCCAACCCCAGCGCCAAUACGUCGCGCCCGAACGAUCUGGACUUUACCAACGAUCUCUUGAUCCAUAUGGAAGAGAAACUCUGCAUCGAUACUAGCAGAGUCUAUGCCGCGGGCAAGUCUAAUGGCGGAGGCUUCACCGGCGUGAUUGCAUGCAAUGCCACCGUCGGUAGCCGCUUCGCUGCCUUUGCCGCCGUGAGUGGCGCCUGGUAUAACACCGACGACAUCCCCGGCGUAGGCCCCUGUGCGCCUGCGAAGCGUGAAGAAGGAUAUCCAUUCCUCGAGUUCCAUGGCACUAUCGACACCACGGCUCCUAUUGAUGGUAACACUAAGGAACAUCCCAAGCUUCCCGUCAUCGAUAUACUCGAGGGCUGGGCGGAGCGGAAUGGAUGUGGCGCGGGUGCCAAGUGGGCCAAGAAUGAGACCGUUUUCCAGCAACCGCUCGUUAAACAUGCUACUUGGAACUGUGCCGGUAAGACUGAUAUUGUGCAGCACUAUCGUGAGGGUGAAAAUGGUCACUGUUGGCCCUCGACGGUGGGCAAUGACGACUACGAGAGACUGGCUUCUCAGUGUCCGUUGGGCAAGUAUGUCUUCAACGCCACCGAGUAUAUUUUCGAUUUCUUUGGCCAGUAUCAGUUGAACAAAUGA